AUAGCCUUCAGGCAGAAGCAGCUCGCUCAGACCGAGGAGAGACGAUCCCCGCGCACCACAGCCUCUUUAUUUUCCACAACUUGUCGCUAUCAUUUUGUUUUGAUGGGUUAAUAUAACAGAAAAUCAGAACCAAAACAUUCAUAAACGACGAAACUUGACAUGGAAUGACAAAUUUUCCCCGGAGUGGACUUUUAACACCGUCGUGUGGUGUCCCUUCUGAUGUCCACCUGUUACGGCCGGUUUCUGACCCGCAAACAGCCGCACCACGGAGCAGACAGCCCGGGUAAGAACCACCGGAGAGCCGCGGCGGCUUCAUCGGUCCGCCGCGCAGGACCUCUGCAGGGUCGACCUCAGUAUCGACUGGUCUACUACUGAGAUGGCCCGCGCAGAGACAAUCGAGAGCGUUGGGGAAACCGGAGGAAGAGGAGGAAACGACCCUCUUCCUCACCACCAUACCUGCAGCAUGGAGCUGCCCCGACCCUUCUAUCACUGUCCCGGCCUGCUCACCACCACCAGCACCUUCAGCUCUGGGACUGGGGCGGGCGGUGCAUUGCACCAACAGCCGCAACCUCUGCAGGCUUUCUACAUGUCGCGCCCGCUGCCUUACCCCCACCCGGAUGACCAGGACGAGACCCGAACUCCCCAGCGGUCACCUGCGUCAUCAUCAUCGGCCACGCCGCCACAUUCGUCACUCUGUAAUCCGGGGGAAGGGAGUGGCGGUGGCGGGGUGGGAGCACCCAGUGCCUUCACAGGAGAGCGGUCAGCAUCGCACAGAGACGAGUGCCAGGACACCUCCAGCCGUCAGGCGCCUCUGCCGGACCUGCUGCCCCAGAACGAGCUCCCCUCCGGGGCUCUCCUGCGCCGCGCGGCCCCCAGAGGAGAGGCGGCGCAGGAGAGCGAAGUCAGGAGAGUAGCCGACCAGCUGAGGUCCAUUGGAGAUGAGUUCAACACCACAGUCCUCCACAGAGCGCACGCCGCCCCCCACUGGCAAGACUGGAGGGACGCCUGCCGAGGACUCCUCACCUUCAUCACCCAGACUCUGGGAACUCUCUACAGGCUGACGUAGAGACGACCGCCUCGUCCGCCCUCUCCCCCGGGCACCGUGGCGACUUCAUACAUUCGGGGGGGCUGUGCUGGUCGUUUGGACCCGGAGGACUGGCGCGGCCUGGAAUGGAAAAGCGCCUUUGCAGAGUCUGCUGGUACGGACUGCAGCUGACGGACACAUUCCUACGUGUAUAUUUUGUAAAAUCGCGCUGCGUGCGUGCGAGAGCACGGGAGACACGGGUCAAACAAACAAGUUGUGUUUAUUGCGAUUCAGGGCAAAAUGGGAAAACGGAUUUGAAGUCGUCUUUUCCUCUUGACCUCUUGCAUUUUCAUUCAGCUGUAAUAUUAGACACCAUUUUCCUUCUGGAGGACACGUCUCUGUCAUAUGAUUUCCAAUUCCUCUUUUUAAUUAUGUAAAAAUGAAAUUUAAAAAAAAAGUUGAUCCGUGUCUGCCGUCCCCGUCAGACAAACUGUGAAACUGGACGCUGUUUUGGCGUGGCGGGGAAUAAAAGGGUGACAUCUCCCACAGAGUGAACCGAUCGGCUCCAUCGCACCUCGUGCCUUUUCCUCUCCAGUGAGGCGCUAAUCUCCAAAACAAGGACAGUAACGCACGUUUAAAGAAACGCACACAACCACUGCAAAUGCUUCUGUCUGCAGCUGCCAUUCGCGCUAAAAUUGAGAUGCUGUGACAAGGAGGAGGCCGUCUGAGCACAGACGCCGCGCAAAUCUCCCGCCACACAUUUGGCCACUGUACAUUCCCCCACUCACCACUGCCAGUGUUGCCCCCCUCUCACCCCUCGCCCACGUCAACAGUGUUUUAAGGUUUCUCGAUUGUUUCAAAUUCUCUUUGGGAAGAUCUUAACUAAUGCAGAAAAUAAAUCAAAUAAAUAAAAAGUACUUAUGAAGGCGAGCCCGGUUCACCGUGUUCAGGUGAUCGUUUUUUCUGAGUGGCCUUCGGCAAAAGUUUGAAUUUGAAUCCAGUGGAUUUGAGAAAGUGAAAAAAUAUAUAAUCUGGAUCUUUUGAUUGUUAAAAAAGUAUUUGAUGAUGUUUUUGUGAAAUAACCCCCCCUACCUUUUACUUUAGUUUUGGGAGAAGAUGUUGCUCUGUUAUAGAGCAUAAUUUAUUUAGGACUGGAGCCUGGACGUAGCUCUUUUUCUGUAUUGUAUUUUUUUUCUUACAUUCCUGAUCAAAUGAAUAAAGGUGUACCUGAGUUGUACCUGUUAAAACAGAGAUGGAAUAAUAUGGAAGUUAAACUGUUGCACUACUUGUUAAAAGUGGAAAAGUAGUAUCAUAUUUUAUUUAAAUGAAACCAGCUUUUGAGAAUUUGGAACUUUGUUCUCUGCUAGCAAUGGAAAAAACGGCUCAUUUAUUUAAGUCGUCACUUUGUUGUAGAGUAACCGAUUGGAUGCAUUGGCUUUCCACGUGUGUCAGAUGAGAAAAGUAGCAAAAUAUUUGUUUUUUUCCACAAACGUAAUACUGACUGAACUAAAAUCCCUGUGAUUGAAAAUUGAAUUAUUUCUGGUUCCGAACUGUGUGCUACACCUGCUGAAACGAUGCGUUUGUGUCGUGCUCUGGUCAGAGCGUCCACCUGUUCAUUUUCCACUUGCGGAAACAUUUGAAUUGAAACGUGCACCUAUUCCUUCGCAGAGAAGCGAUUGGCUGCGGCCGUUGGAGAGACCACUCCCACUUGUCCUUAUUUACACUGUCCCGUACGUUUGCGGUGCAUUCCUGAAAGCACUGAUGUUCCUACCGGAGGAACCAGGCCGGCUGCAGCAGACGUUGGUUUACUGCUGCUGUACUCGUGUUCUUUAGAUCGGUUCACCAGCGGUGCUUUCGGCCGUGGUCGCCGUCAUCACAUGGUGAGGUUCGGUGGUCCCGGUACAGUCCCCCCCCCUCCUGACCCCACUGUCCGUCACAUGCAUUGUGUUUUUGCUGUUUUUCAACUUUUUUCUAUUGUAAACUUUCUACUUGAAUUUUGUACUUUUUUUUUCUUUUUUAUACAAUAAAGAUAAGGAAACUAUA
Messenger RNA from Gasterosteus aculeatus aculeatus (three-spined stickleback), 3067 nucleotides. The record is from RefSeq and is a predicted model, not a curated record. NCBI's taxonomy places the organism in Eukaryota, Metazoa, Chordata, Actinopteri, Perciformes, Gasterosteidae.